This is a messenger RNA of Penicillium expansum, 486 nucleotides long. RefSeq names its product Major facilitator superfamily domain, general substrate transporter. NCBI's taxonomy places the organism in Eukaryota, Fungi, Ascomycota, Eurotiomycetes, Eurotiales, Aspergillaceae. The record is from RefSeq and is a predicted model, not a curated record. The transcript has 3 exons. Bases 1 to 486 code for a protein of 161 amino acids. Gene Ontology annotation, molecular function: transmembrane transporter activity. Gene Ontology annotation, biological process: transmembrane transport.
AUGACUCCUUCACUCCACUGUAGCACCUUUUCGACCCUCGCAGAAGGCUGGGUGUUGUGUAUAUGGUUUGACCCUCAGAACCCGCGCAACUGGACUGCGACACAGAAGUGGACGGCGACAUGCUUGGUCACUCUUCUCGCUGGCUUUUUUGGAGCAGCCGCCCCCAUCGACUCCCCAAUCAUCCCCAAUGCCGCCAAAGAAUUCCACGUCAGUGAAUUAGCCGAAGCUUUGUCGGUCGGCGUCUUCCUGGUCGGCUUCGGCUUCGGUCCCCUCCUAGUCGGCCCCGUUCCCGAGGUCCUUAGCCGAUCCGUGACAUAUCUUUUGAAUAUUGGAUCCAUGUUGAUCUGGCUGAUGGCGUCCGAACUAGCCCCUAACUUCGGCGCCCAAUUAGUCUUCCGGUUCUUAGCGGGCUUUUCUGAGCUCCGCAAAGCCCAUAAAGCUCAUAAAGCCCAGCCCAACCCAACCCGCAAAUGGGCUGGGCUUUAA